AUGUCCUUUGGAGUUUUACUUAAAUAUUCAGAGGAGAAAAAUAUUGAUAAAGGUCCUUAUUGUUUGCAAGACUUAAUAGUGCGCCUUAGCUUUGAUUCUGUAACAUCUCAAUUGAUCCAUGUGGCUACAGAUGAGAGUGUUAGAAGCGUAGUGCAGCAUAUCAGCUAUACAAGCUCCAAAAACAUUUUCUACGUUGUCGCCGAGGAGUACACGAUAAGUUCACUCUUACAAGAGGCGAAUCCUUACAUCAAAAAAUCUAUAGAUGCUGAGUCGGGGAAAGUAGUAUAUUCUGGCUUUUGCUAUGACAUUUUAGAGGAUCUUGCAAAGGCUCUUAACUUUCGAUACCUUAUUAAAGAUUCAGUUGACGGCUUAUACGGAAAUCCAACUGACGAUUUCUCUGAUGCAACAGGAAUGAUUGGAAUGGUCAUGAGAGAGGAGGCUGACAUAGCUGUAGGGCCUAUCACUAGAACAGCAGAUCGUCUUAAAGUUGUUGAUUUCUUGGCACCAUUCCAGGAGGAAGGAAUAGGCUUUCUGAUGAGGAAAAUUGACAGUCCUCCUCUCGAACAAAUGUUUGAUGUCUUUCGUCCUUUUAGUCUUGUGUGCUGGGCUGCCGUAGUAGUUUCCAUAGUGGUGACAGGCAUAAUUCUUUCAAUCAUUGCCAAACUGAGUCCAUAUGCUGAACACAAAGAGGCAUCGCUUUCUCGAAAUUUGUGGGUGGCAUUAAGCUCCAUUUUAGGGCAAGAGGAUGGUCCUCGACCAAGAUUCCUUCAGGGAUAUAUAAUAUUAGGAUUUUGGUGGAUAUUUAUUACGCUGAUCAUGGCUUUGUACGCCUCUUCCUUGGCGGCAUUUUUAACAGUUUCACUUUCCAAUGCACCUUUAAAGAAUUUAGAGGAGUUGGCUUCACAGACACAUUAUAAACCCCUUGUCUUGCAAGGAACAAGCCUUUUUCAUUUGUUUAAGACUGCAGAAGGAGGACUUCGUAAAAGAAUUUGGGAAAUGAUGUCUGACAUGCCAAAGGUUACAACUAUGGAUGAAGCUUUUACGUUGGUUAAAACUGGAAAAUAUGCUUUUCUAUCUGACUCAUCUGAAAUUCGAUUUGAGCUUCAGGAUAAAUGUGACGAGUUGGAAAUUGCACAAGAAUCAUUUUUAUUGACACAGCUAUCUUUCGUCGUCGGCAAAAAUUUUCCGUUUAAAGAUGCCUUCGACAAUCACAUUAUGAAAAUGGUAGAAUCUGGAGUAAUCACGAAGUUUCGACGCAAGUAUUGGAACCACGCAGAUUGCUAUCAUUCUCGAAUUACCGGAGGAACUGAAUUAAAGUUUGAGAAUAUGGGUGGAAUCUUUAUCGUUUAUCUUGUUUUUAUUUUGCUGUCCCUGAUAUCUAUUGUGACGGAAGUGAUGUAUCUUCGCCGAUCAUGCACGCGUAAAAUAACAAAUGAAAAAUUAGGAAUGAUGGAAGAUGAAAAGGCAAAGGAUUGUGAUGAAGAUACUAUCCUGUAG
Messenger RNA from Saccostrea echinata, 1497 nucleotides. Its product is annotated as glutamate receptor U1-like. Gene Ontology annotation, molecular function: glutamate-gated receptor activity. Gene Ontology annotation, cellular component: membrane. The transcript has 8 exons. The coding region runs from base 1 to 1497 and encodes 498 amino acids. Lineage: Eukaryota; Metazoa; Mollusca; Bivalvia; Ostreida; Ostreidae. The record is from RefSeq and is a predicted model, not a curated record.